This is a messenger RNA of Cooperia oncophora, 384 nucleotides long. The record is from the annotation of a GenBank genome assembly. Lineage: Eukaryota; Metazoa; Nematoda; Chromadorea; Rhabditida; Trichostrongylidae.
AUGCCGUCACGGAGGAAAUGCUACACGGAAUGUUGGAAAAUCAAGGUCAUGAAGUUGAAGAAGAAGGCUCGAGGCGGUGACGAAAUUUGGCGAUGCAAGCUAUGUACGAGAGUGUUGUUAAGGAAGAGUUUGUACAUGCACCUGCGAAAUGUCCACGGAUUUCCCAAGGAAGAAGUCGAUGACAUCAAGCGUCAAAUUGCCGAAGAAGCGGCGUUGAGAGCCACAAACUACCGCUGGGUAGUUUGUCCCAUAUGCAACGAAAAGUUCAUAAAUCAUACAGGAUUAGCGCUCCAUUGCGAUCAAGUUCAUAAAGACGAUGGAGGUGGAGGUGCACCACAAGACUACAGGGUAUUUACUGUGAAAUUCGAAACAGUUGUUGAAUUC